This is a messenger RNA of Oncorhynchus nerka (sockeye salmon), 4415 nucleotides long. It is a transcript of the gene tnxba, whose product is annotated as tenascin XBa. Gene Ontology annotation, biological process: regulation of cell adhesion; neuron projection development. The coding region runs from base 1587 to 4415 and encodes 942 amino acids. NCBI's taxonomy places the organism in Eukaryota, Metazoa, Chordata, Actinopteri, Salmoniformes, Salmonidae. The record is from RefSeq and is a predicted model, not a curated record. The transcript is spliced from 13 exons. Gene Ontology annotation, molecular function: protein binding.
GACCCCUAAGCCCACUCUGAAAGCCCUAAGCCCAACUGCAGCCAAUCAGACACAUCCAGCCCCCUCAAGCACCCUCAAACCUCCAACAGCCACGCUCGUCAAACUCACCAAAGAGACCGCUAAGCCCACUCCGAAAGCCCUAAACCCAACUAUAGCCAAUCAGAUUAAUCCAGCCCCCUCAACCCCCCUCAAACCUCCAACAGCCACGCUCGUCAAACUCACCAAAGAUACCCCUAAGCCCACUCCGAAAACCCUAAACCCAGCUGCAGCGAAUCAGACACAUCCAGCCCCCUCGACCCCCCUUAAGCCUCCAACAGCCACGUUUAUCAAACUCACCAAAGAGACCCCUAAACCCACUGUGAAAGCCCUAAGCCCAACUGCAGGCACUCAGACACAUCCAGCCCCCUCGACCCCCCUCAAGCCUCCAACAGCCACGUUCAUCAAACUCACCAAAGAGACCCCUAAGCCCACUGUGAAAGCCCUAAGCCCAACUGCAGGCACUCAGACACAUCCAGCCCCCUCGACCCCCUCAAACCUCCAACAGCAACGCUCGUCAAACUCACCAAAGAGACCGCUAAGCCCACUCCGAAAACCCUAAGCCCAACUGCAGGCACUCAGACACAUCCAGCCCCCUCUACCCCCCUCAAACCUCCAACAGCAACGCUCGUCAAACUCACCAAAGAGACCGCUAAGCCCACUCCGAAAGCCCUAAACCCAACUAUAGCCAAUCAAAUUAAUCCAGCCCCCUCAACCCCCUCAAACCUCCAACAGCCACGCUCGUCAAACUCACCAAAGAGACCCCUAAGCCCACUGUGAAAGCCCUAAGCCCAACUGCAGCCAAUCAGACACAUCCAGCCCCCUCAACCCCCCUCAAACCUCCAACAGCCACGCUCGUCAAACUCACCAAAGAGACCCUUAAACCCACUCCGAAAACCCUAAGCCCAGCUGCAGUGAAUCAGACACAUCCAGCCCCCUCAACCCCCCUCAAACCUCCAACAGCCACGCUCGUCAAACUCACCAAAGAGACCCUUAAGCCCACUCCGAAAACCCUAAACCCAGCUGCAGUGAAUCAGACACAUCCAGCCCCCUCGACCCCCCUCAAGCCUCCAACAGCCACGUUCAUCAAACUCACCAAAGAGACCCCUAAGCCCACUCCGAAAACCCUAAGCCCAGCUGCAGUGAAUCAGACACAUCCAGCCCCCUCGACCCCCCUCAAGCCUCCAACAGCCACGUUCAUCAAACUCACCAAAGAGACCCCUAAGCCCACUGUGAAAGCCCUAAACCCAACUGCAACCAAUCAGACACAUCCAGCCCCCUCAACCCCCCUCAAACCUCUCACAGCCAGUGGUCCAAAGACCACAACCAAAGACAAACCCUCCAUCACACUGCCGCAUCCCAUCCCCAUCAAGGUGCUCAUCACUUCUGACUCUGGCUGCAUCAGUAAGGACACCCAGAGUGACGCUAGCAACCGCACCAAGGAGCAGACCCAGACCCAUGAACUGAAGCUGAAGCCUGGCUUUCCUCUAACCCUGACCCACCGCAUCAGUCUGGUUCCUACCUCCUGCACCGGGGGAUGUGUGGCUGAGAUGGCAGCACUGAAAGGACGUGUUGGCAGGCUGGAGAAAGAGAUGUCCCUCAUGAAGAGUAAAUGUGCUUCCUGCUCCAAAGGCCCAUGUCCCAAUGACUGCAGUGCGAAUGGGAAAUGUGAGAAGGGAAGGUGUGUCUGCCUCCCAGGGUUCCUUGGUCUAGACUGCAGUAAAUGUACAGCUGGAGCUGACUGCAGUAAAAAAGGUACCAAAGAGAAAAUCCAGAUAACGGUGGAGACGGUGGCGUUGAAGGUAUCACCUGAGAGCAGUGCUAUCACAGAGAGUCUGCAGGGGAAGAAGACCAAGGCAGACCAAAUCCUCUUCCAGAACAAAACAGAGCAAAAGAAACCUACAGCCGCCAAAGAGGAUGGUGACAUCAAAAGCAAAACAAAAGGGACCACAGGUGUAAAAGCAGGGCUCACCAAGACACAAGCCAAACAAGGGGUUACUGUCACUAAAACCAAAACCACCCAUUCCAAUGCUACCAAGACUAGACUGGGCCGACCAACCGUCGGACAGGUUCUGUUGAAACACCAUGGAGGAAGAAAGCAAGAGAGCAAAGGCAAAACGACAGUUAUAAAGAAGCUGUCUAAACCUGACCUGAAGUUGAAAGGAACAGUGAAGGAGGAAUCUGGAGGUAAAGCCAAUGCUGAAGCUGGCAACCUCCAAGACCAGCCUCAAGCCAAUGUCACCCAAAGCACUGUGAAGACGUUUGUGAACAAAACCCGGUCAGGAAAAGAGACUCUGGAACAGUCGACGUUGGCUGAGAAGAAUGUGACUCUAACAUCUGGAAAGAAAACAGUCAAAAAGGUGAAAUUAGUUCAGGGGACUAUGAACGUUACAAAGGUGUCAUUGACUUUUGAUAUCACUAAGGCUGGGACGGGCAAGAUCACCCUUACAAAGGACAUUAAGACAGAGGCAGACAUCUCCUCAGGCACAUCUAAAACUACUGUGAAGACAGGGUCAGGCAAAGGCAAGACAGUCCCACGGAAGAGUCAGUAUGUUGUGAACAUGACCACUGUGGAGACCACCUCUGAAGUCAAAGUCUUCAGCAACAAGACAACAACUAUCCAGUCUUCCAAAAACACCACCAGGAAAGCAGGAACAGGAGUGGGCCGUGGACUUGGCUCUGUGAAGGUUCAGAACAUCACCACGUACGGCUUCACCCUCACAUGGUCGGCCCCAACAGCCAUGUUUAAGAACUUCACUGUGUCCAGAAGAGAGCACAGGGCAGAGGGUGAGGAAGAGGAGGAGGAAGAGGCGGAGGAGGGAGCUGCUCUCGGGGAAGAGGACAGAGUAGCCGGAGUCGUAAACUCCACCAUUGAGAUCCGAAAACAGAGCCCUAAUGGAACCGUGGCUUUCCCCACUAAAGCUCCCGGUAGCUCCAGAGGUAAAGCUCACACAAAGAGGGUGUCCGUUGUUCUCCCCGACAGCGUUCGCUCUGUGGACUUCAGUAACCUGCGACCUCAGACCCGAUACUCCCUGCACAUAUGUGGCACCACUCCCGGAUCCCGCUCCAAGAUUCACAGAGUAACCACCAUGACAGGACCUGAGCCACCCACCGAGCUGGUGUUUAGUAACGUGACAGAAGCCUCUCUUUCUGUGUCCUGGUCCAAACCAAAGAACAAAAUCUCCGGCUUCAAAAUCACAUACUCUCACUCAGUCACGGGAGAGAGUGGUUCUGUGUCUGUGGAUUCCCUGCAGUCCCAGGUGUCUCUGUCCAAGCUGUCCUCGGGGGCCACGUACGAGGUCAGUGUGAUGUCCAUCAUGGGGAAGAGAGAGAGUGAUCCCCUCAUUGCCAUCAUGACCACAGUACCUGCCCCUCCAACUGUUCUCCAAGCAAUGAACGUAACAGAUACCAAGGCAGUGCUGCAAUGGACCCCCGCCAUGGGCCAAGUAGACCGCUUCAUCAUCAGUUAUGAGUCUGCAAAAACUCCCAAUGUAACAGUGACAGUGAUGGUGUCUGGUAACUCAGUAGAGCAGCAGCUGAGAGGGCUGCAGAGAGACACCGUGUACACAGUCAAAGCCCUGAGUCAGAAAGACAGUCUGCAGAGCACAGCCAUCACUACCACCUUCACAACGGCCAGUGCUGUGAAGGCCGGUGAGGUGGGCGCUCGUUCUGCUGUUGUAUCAUGGAAAUCCCCCAGUGUUGCGUUCAGCAGAUACAGAGUGACCUAUCAGACGGCAGGAGAGGAGGUCAAGGAGGUGAUUCUGGACUCCACGGUGACGGAGUACAAGCUGACUGGACUGUUCUCUAUGUCUAAGUACACGGUGCUGGUACAGGGAGAGAGAGAGGGGCAGUACACAUCUAUUGUCACCACUGAGUUUAUCACAGGAAAACUGCGCUUCCCAUUCCCCACGGAGUGUUCCCAGGAGCUGCUGAACGGAGCGCUCCAGUCAGGAGAGGUGGAUCUUUACCCAGAGGGCAAGGAAGGGAAGGCAGUCAGAGUCUACUGUGACAUGGAGACUGAGGGAGGAGGCUGGACGGUGUUCCAGAGGAGAAUGAACGGGAAGACAGAUUUCUUCAGAACCUGGAGUGACUACACUAAUGGCUUUGGAAACCUCAGCGAGGAGUUCUGGCUCGGUAAUGAGCUGCUUCACAACCUGACCAGCAUGGGCCCAGUGAGCCUGAGAGUGGACCUGCGUUCAGGCAACGAUACGGCCUACGCCCAUUACUCCAGCUUCACCAUCCACUCAGUGGACAAACACUACGCCAUCGAGGUGUCUGGAUACACCGGCACUGCAGACUGGAAGGGCAAAGACUCGUCCAUUCCCUUUACUGAGAUGAAGUUCCGACCGGCCGGGAUCUCCAUCACAACCCACGGAUAA